CUGGGUGAGCGAGUCUUCGCGGGCGAUGGAGAACGGAGCGGUGUACAGUCCCACCACCGAGGCGGCCCCGGGCGCUGGCAGGGGCGCGCGCAGCGGCCUGGCCGCCUACUUCUUCCUGGGCCGGCUCCCUUGGUAUCGGCGCAUCCUCAAGGGCUUGCAGCUGCUGCUGUCUCUCCUGGCCUUCAUCUGUGAAGAGGUUGUGUCCGAGUGUGGCUUGUGCGGAGGCCUGUACUUCUUUGAAUUUGUGAGCUGUAGUGCCUUUCUCCUGAGCCUCCUCCUGCUGAUUGUGUACUGCACACCAGUGCAUGACAGAGUUGAUACCGGAAAAGUCAAGUCAUCGGAUUUUUACAUCACCUUGGGAACAGGCUGUGUGUUUCUGCUGGCAUCUAUCAUUUUCGUCUCUACCCAUUUUGGGACCUCAGCUGAAGUUGCUGCAAUUGUGUUUGGCUUCAUAGCAAGUUCAAUGUUCCUCCUGGACUUUGUUGUCAUGCUGUGUGAGAAACUGCGGGAGAGCCCACUGAGAAAGCCCGAGAACAACGCCAGGGCCGAAGCCCUCACCGAACCACUGAAUGCUUAAAGACGUGGAGCGGGGGCUGUGGACCUAAAGAGAGGUUCCCUCCGUGUGACCUGUGUCAUGUGUGCACAUUUUGGAGAGAAGGGAAGGGGCAGGAGAACAGCUUCGCAGCACUGGGCUGGGUGGCAGCCCCAGCAGUAAGCUCAGGGGGCUUUUAAUAACUGUUGGAACCUGUCUCAAGUGGAGGAGGUUUUGUUGUUUGUUUGUUUGUUUGUUUGUUUUGUUUUCAGAGCUGAAGACUGCUGUCUGUUUGAAUUGCAUGUCUAUCAUUGUGCUACAGGAUGCCCCUCACCAGUCUUAGCUUCCAGACCUUGCCUUCUCUGUCCUUUCAGGAACUGGUUAAUUUCUGUUCUGUUGCUGGAGAUUUAAUUUGUGUUUCAGAUGCUGGUGUAGGCUUCUUUUCUUAAUGUUAUGAUCCUUUACUGUAUCUUACUCAGCCUUACACUUAUGUGCUAACCUUUUAAAGCAAUUAUUCUUAAUUCCUUCUGAGCCAUGCAUUGCUUAACAGAAAACCUGUGGGCUGGCGCUGUUUAUGUGUAUGAAAGCAGCAGUAUCAUCAGCCUUGUGGUGGCUUUUACAUUGCACUUUGGUUGUUGAGAUUAAGUUUAGAAGAAAACGAGGUUUGUUAUGGAACACAGGGAAGUAAGGAAACUGAUAGUCUAUCUAAAGACCAAAGAGAGAAGAGACUGUCCCGCACAGCGGGUGUAAUCGCACAGAUAGGCCUUGGCCACUCAGAGAUGUGAAGGGUUGGUGCUGUGUUCACGCAUGCAGACAAACAGAGUUGAUGAUGUCAGACUGGAGACUGUGGGUCUCCCUCCGGGCAGAUGGUUGUUUCUGCUCCAGCGAACACAACUCGGCAUGCCUCUCUUCAGAGGCCUUACUCUCCAUUCUCUUCCAUUGUCAGCCAUCCCCAGGCCAUCUAGAGUUGUGUCCCUUCUCAUCACCAAGAGUCUGAGGCAGGAGUGUCAGGUUUGUGUUCCCACGGGCCUCUGCUUGGGUUUCUCUCCAGGGGAGGUGUCCUGAGGAAUUGACUCCUAGAAGCCCUGCUAGUGAGCACUGCUGGUGGUGUAGGGAAGCUGCAGACUUCCUGAGACUUUGGAAGGAUGGCUUGUUCCUGGAAGACUAUCUCAGAGCCACUGGGCACCCUUCUGACCAAGGGGACCCUUCCUCCCUUCUUCCUAGAGUUUGACCAAGACUCAGGUAUAUCAAGGCCUUUGGCGCACUGGCGAAGGUUUCCCAGGCCGGGGUUUCUCUCUAAAGCGGUGCAAUUAUGUUUCUAGGGAGUCACUGGAAAGUCCCCCUCCUUUUCAGUGUCUUGUCUGCCAUUGUGUGUGGAAGAUGGUUUCAGUUUCAUGAGUCAGCCUGUUGCAGUUCUUGGAAGUGGAUGAAUCUGGGCACACAGCUUCUGUUCCUUCCUCACUGCCUAAUCUGUCGGCCUUAAGGUUUACAUGCUGGUGAUGUCACCACAGCUGCUUUGGAGAUCAUGAAACUAAUCAUGGAUGCUGCCUUACUGGGUGUGCCAUCACAGAGAGGGGACAGUAGGCUCUUGAAAACAAGAAUAGAAAAAUUCAAAAGUAACCAGUUUAUUGUAGACAAUUUUAGAGUAUUAUAUCAAGCUGUGCUGUAGUCAUUUAGACCUAUUGAGAAUUAACAGCAAAUCAGGGCUACUUUAGUGUUAACCAACUACUAGUCUGCUGACUGUUACUAUAACAAAAUACCUGAGACAAUUAACUUAAAACGAGGAAGGGUUGGGGAAAGAGUUUAGUCUUGGCUUGCAGUUUUGGAGGUAUUGGCCUUUGGUCAGACCUGUUGUUUUAGACAGCAGCACAUCAGGAGAGUUUGUGGUAGAGCUGGAAGCAAGGAAAGAAGGGCGGUGACUUGAGGUCCUGAAGUCUCUUAAGAGCAUGCCCUCACUGACCUAAGACCUCACUAGGCCCCGCCUCUAAAGGCUUCCAACUUCAAUAGUGCCAUCCUGGAGAGCUAGUUUCUAACUUGCAGGCUCUUGGGACAUUGCAUCUCAGUAGUAGGCACCUCUCUGCCUGUGGCUGGCUUGUUCAUGGCUGACAGACACACUCUGGCCUGUUCACAGGUGCAGCAGCUCAGCAUCGAGUUGUCCCACAGCAGAGGGCUCCGCCUCGGCUGCAUCAGGCUUUCCUUUUAGGAAGAGCAUUUGGUCACUUGUGUCUGUGGCCACUCUUAGAACUUUCUCUUUGGGGCAACCUGUGACUGGUUGGUGUCUGCAUUCUGUGGAGGGAGAUGGUAUUAAGGACUAGCACCAAGCACCCUCCAGAGGAACUGGGACCAGAUACCGUCAGCACAGAAAGGACAAUGUCUUUUUUAGUAGCUGUGGCAGACUUGAGUUGCUGUAAUUUAUACAAAUUGUUUAGAAUGGUUUUUAAGACAUAGAAGGGAAAUACACUUACUGCACAAGACUUUUAUAAUUACUAUACUUAAAUUAUGCUUUAUGUGGGGACUGGGAAAUGUAUUUUUACAUUGCUUAUAUCUGAUCACUUUUGUAUUUGUUGAUUUAAAGCCUGUGGGUCUUUUUUUAUCAUUCUUAAUAUCAACUUUUAUAAUCUUUUAAAAUAAAUCCUCUUAAUUCCAGCG
Grammomys surdaster is the source of this 3181-nucleotide messenger RNA. It is a transcript of the gene Cmtm6, whose product is annotated as CKLF like MARVEL transmembrane domain containing 6. The coding region runs from base 26 to 577 and encodes 183 amino acids. Gene Ontology annotation, cellular component: membrane. The record is from RefSeq and is a predicted model, not a curated record. NCBI's taxonomy places the organism in Eukaryota, Metazoa, Chordata, Mammalia, Rodentia, Muridae. The transcript has 4 exons.